Loa loa (African eye worm) is the source of this 349-nucleotide messenger RNA. RefSeq lists its product as hypothetical. NCBI's taxonomy places the organism in Eukaryota, Metazoa, Nematoda, Chromadorea, Rhabditida, Onchocercidae. The transcript has 2 exons. Bases 1 to 291 code for a protein of 96 amino acids. The record is from RefSeq and is a predicted model, not a curated record.
AUGUACUUAGUCGGUGCAGUACCCAAUACAGUGUUCCGCCCAAAACGACAAACAUACGUUUAUGAUGAAUCACUGAAGAAAUACGCUAGACCCCAUCUAAGGACAAAGAUUAUGACCGGUACGGUUGGACGAUACGCACCGCAUGAAUGGCCCGAUUGGUAUACACGCACUCUAUUUAAGUGGAAUGGAGAGUUCCGUAUGGGACCAUAUCAUCCAAACGACGUGCGUUAUGAAAGAUAUAAGCUUUCUAGAAAUCAAGGUGUUAAUUUGAAUAAGCUGCAACAGCGUUAGCUCUUCCAACAUUACAGCUACAUUCUAUUUUAACUCAAUGCGUCUAUUUAUUAGCUGC